Messenger RNA from Dacryopinax primogenitus, 1361 nucleotides. Its product is annotated as fructose-bisphosphate aldolase. The coding region runs from base 78 to 1154 and encodes 358 amino acids. Gene Ontology annotation, molecular function: fructose-bisphosphate aldolase activity; zinc ion binding. Gene Ontology annotation, cellular component: cytosol. Lineage: Eukaryota; Fungi; Basidiomycota; Dacrymycetes; Dacrymycetales; Dacrymycetaceae. Gene Ontology annotation, biological process: glycolytic process; gluconeogenesis. The record is from RefSeq and is a predicted model, not a curated record. The transcript has 7 exons.
ACCCUCAUCACCCUCCAUCCAGCUUGCUCACUGUCCUCUCUUUCAUACCACCACCACUUAUAGUCCUCAGCAUCAAAAUGGGUGUCCUUGAUGUUGUCCCCGCGGGUGUCCUCACUGGAGAUAACGUCCGCAAGCUGUUCGAGUGGGCAAAGAAGGAGAAGUUUGCUAUCCCUGCCAUCAACUGCACCUCCUCUUCCACCGUGAACGCCGUGCUCGAGGCCGCUCGCGACAUCAAGUCCCCCAUUAUCAUCCAGGUCUCCCAGGGUGGUGCAGCAUAUUUUGCCGGCAAGGGACUCGACAACAAGAACCAGAACGCGUCUAUCGUUGGUGCUAUCGCGGCUGCUCACCAUGUCCGCCUCGUGGCCAAGGCAUACGGCGUCCCUGUCGUUAUGCACACCGACCACUGCGCUAAGAAGCUCCUUCCUUGGUUCGAUGGUAUGCUUGAGGAGGACGAGCGGUGGAUGAAGUCACACGGUGAACCCCUCUUCUCUUCUCACAUGCUCGACCUUUCCGAAGAGUCCAAGGAGGAGAACAUUGCACUGUGCGCCAAGUACUUCGAGCGUAUGGCCAAGAUGGGUCAGUGGCUCGAGAUGGAGAUCGGGAUCACUGGUGGUGAGGAGGACGGCGUGAACAACGAGGAUGUCGAUAACGCCAGCCUAUACACCCAGCCUGAGGACGUCUUCGAUGUCUACAAGACCCUCAGCAAGAUUUCCCCCAACUUCUCCAUCGCUGCUGCCUUCGGUAACGUCCAUGGUGUCUACAAGCCGGGCAAUGUCAAGCUCCACCCAGAACUCCUGCAGAAGCAUCAGCUGUAUGCUGAGGAGCAGCUCAACGUCAAGGGCACAAAGCCUCUUUUCCUUGUCUUCCAUGGUGGCUCCGGUUCAACUAAGGAAGAGAUCGAGACGGCUGUCAGGAACGGUGUGGUUAAGAUGAACGUCGAUACGGACACGCAGUACGCCUACCUUGUCGGCAUGCGCGAUUUCUUCCAGAAGAAGGCUGGCUACCUCCAGACCCAGGUCGGCAACCCCGAGGGCGCGGACAAGCCUAACAAGAAGUACUACGAUCCUCGUGUCUGGGUCCGUGAGGGCGAGAAGACGAUGUCUGACCGUGUCAAGGAAGCGUGCCGCGAUCUCGGCAACGUCGACCGUCUCUAAAUCAUCUCCGAACUUCUCUUCUGCCCUCACCCCAUGCUGACCGCUCCAACACCCGGGUUGACAGGGCAAUCUGCCGGACCGUUCCCUUCUGAAUGGGUUGUACCUGAAUGAAUGUGCGUUCAGGUAAGUCAUGGACGGGAUCCAUGUGAAUCGAAUAGCAAAAAAUAAGUAAUGUCAAUCCGAAUGAGAAAUCAUCUGUAUGCUGUA